Messenger RNA from Monomorium pharaonis (pharaoh ant), 363 nucleotides. RefSeq lists its product as uncharacterized. The transcript has 3 exons. Bases 16 to 363 code for a protein of 115 amino acids. The record is from RefSeq and is a predicted model, not a curated record. Lineage: Eukaryota; Metazoa; Arthropoda; Insecta; Hymenoptera; Formicidae.
CUUGCGCACGAUGCAAUGACCUUAAGCAUUGCAUCCGCGGGCAAGAGGAGUCAGAGGACACGGGAAAAUGGCGGCCGCGGCCAGCUGCGAUUAGCGUGCCUCACCGUACGCUGGUUAGGGCUAGGGACGCGCAGCCCGCGCGGCGUCACGCAGCGUGAAGAACAAAAUCGUUCUUCACGAAUUUCCAGUUUCGAGCAAAGUCCACGUCAAGUGCGUCAACUAUGUGACAUUCGAGUGACAAAAUUGGAAGAUACUCUCCCGCUGUUGUGUCUACGCACAGUAUUUGAAAAUCGUUGGUCUACGUUGGCCAGUUGUGCCGAGCCGGUACGUGUAAUACCUGACGAUGAGAUUUUGCAUUUGUAA